AGAGAGAUUUGGAGCCGUCGGUUGUCAAUGACCGGGAUGAUGACAUUGAGGAGUUCUCUUCGCAGGAAGAUAUGGUUACUGGUAAUGUUGUGGAUCCACCAACAAAAUACCAUUCUGCAUGUAGCACUUCAAAGAUGCCCUUGCGUGGAAGUGGGGUUUUAACCACAAAAUCAUCUAUCCAGGGCAAGGUGGGGAAAAAGCAGCUGGCUUCGGAAACUCCAGCUUGCGGGAGUUUAGAGGUUGGGCAGAAUGGCUUGAUAUUUCCAAAGUUGACAAUCAGUCCUCUUCGAAGAUUCCAGCUAAUUGAUUCUGAUUCUGAUGAUAUGUCUGUCAGUGAAGACAUAAAUAAAGGAGCUAAUAAAACUGAUUCAUCAUCAAAGAAACAACAAUCUAUUUCAGGUGAACAAAAGAGAAAAGCAUCAUUACCCGACAAUGAAGAUUUGUGGAAAGAGUUUCCUCCAAUGAAUAACUUUCGUAUCCCAACUCCUGCUUUUGAUGAGGUCUUUGAAGAAUACUUUCAACCUGCAAAGGAUAAGAAUGCAGCUCAGAAACUAGGCAGCCAAAAGUUUGAGCAACAGUGUACUCCAAAAGACCCAUUGCCUCCUGCACAUCGCUAUUUUUUCCAUGAUGACUUGAGGAUUCGGAAACUUGUUAGUGAUCGCUUACCUUUCUUCUCUCCCUUGGGUGUUGUUGACAAUGGAGGGAACCAGCAAUCUAGUGCAUCAGCCAUUGAUUACAUGGGUCAAUUUUGCAAUGGAGAAACUUCUAAACACAAAGCAACUCAAAAGAUUAGCAGCCAGAAUUGCUCUACUAGUAGAAGAAACAAAUCAAAAAAACCAAUGGCUGAAGAUGUUUUACAUCCGUCUGAAGGUUGGGUUGAUCCAAAAAGCAGUGCUGCAGUUCCAAAGAAUGCUGGAAAAAGAAGGGUCCAUGCUAAUGGUCAAUCUGCUGGUCACUGGUAUACAUCUCCAGAAGGAAGAAAGGUAUAUGUCACCAAAACUGGGCAGGAAUUGACUGGUCAGAUUGCCUACAGACAUUAUCGGAAGGAGAGUGGAGCCGGACGAAGGAAGACCAAGAAGAAAAGCAAUGCCAAGAAGCGAAAAGGGUGAAGAUUAAUAAUCUGAAAAGCUUGGCUGCCAUUUUUAUUUCUUGUAAAUGUUGUAAAAUUUCCUCUCUUCAUCUAUGUUCUAUUCUCUUUUAUAACUUCUACAUUCCAUUUUACCGUAAUCCUGAGAAAUGGUUUUACCAUAAAUCUUUUUCAUUCAU
Rubroshorea leprosula is the source of this 1266-nucleotide messenger RNA. The record is from the annotation of a GenBank genome assembly. NCBI's taxonomy places the organism in Eukaryota, Viridiplantae, Streptophyta, Magnoliopsida, Malvales, Dipterocarpaceae.